AUGAACAGUUCAGAGGAUCCAUUAGAUUGGCUCUCUAUAGAUAAUUUAGAUGAUAUUACGUCUGAAUUUACAUGUGAAUCAAAUAUAGCAAACUAUGAUGACUACUUAGAUAUUACUGUCUGGAAUCUAUGUAUAAAAUUUAAAUCAACCACAUUACAAAAUCCGGCUACAAUAACUUUUAUUUUAAGAAAUUGGUUCAAUAUAAUACGUGGUACUAAAAAUUUAUCUGGUAGACCUCCUAAAACAAGUCCACCUAUACCAUGUAAACGAUCUACUAAUAUAUUUAAAGAACCUUUAGAAAUAUCUUCUAAAUUUUCAUGCAAUUGGCAUACACUUAGUAAUAGACUCCAGUUGGAACCCCUUAAAAUAGAAGUUUGGAAAUCUAAUACAUUUGGUGAUCUUGAAAUACAUUCUUAUGGUGAUAUAACCUUAAAACAUAUAUUAAUACAACCUGAUGAUACACAAUUUAUAAAUGAAUCUAUUUUAUCAUACAAAACUUGGCCAACUAGAAUUUUAUUAUAUCCAUAUACUGUAGAUAAUUCAAAUUCUACUAUUAAACAAGAAAAUAUUUUACCUAUAGGAUUUAUAGAUAUAGAAUUAAAAUUACAAGGUAAUAAAAAACAAAAUACUACAGAAAUCAAAGUACAAAAUCGAAAGGAUAAAAAACAUAUUUUAAAAAAAUCAAAAACAGAAUCACCUCAAAUUUUAAAAGAUAAAAAUAUUAAUAAAUUUAGUGAUUUGUCAAUUGGACUUUAUUCAGAUAUAUCAGAUAAUCGUGAAUUCUCUUCAAAGAAGGAAGCUUCUACACUUUUACAAGAUCUACAAGAAAAAGAUAACUUUGAAACAAUAAAUAAAACAUUAAAUGACGAAUUAUAUUUAAAUUUUGGUUAUUUUAAAGUUGAAGAAUUUAAUAUUAAGCCAGAACUAACUCUUCAAGUAUUGGAUGAUAUAUUAGAUAGUAAAAGGGUUACAGAAGAUGAUAUAAGAAAUACACAAGAAUAUGAGGUUGCUCUUAGUGUAGAAAUAUGGAAGAAAUUAGAGAAAGAGAGAUUUAUUAAGCAUAUUGAGGAUAUUGAAAAAAAUAUACGCCUUUCUUUAAUUAAAAGGCAAGAAACUAUAAUGAAAAAUUUUAUACAAGACAUAAAAAGGAAAAAUAAAAAAUUGGCUACAUUAGAGAAUUUAUUAAAUGAAAAAAUAUAUCACUUAAGAGAAAAAGAAAAGUCUAUUGAUUAUAUUGAAGAAAAUAAAAAUGGAGAAUUGGAUAAUAUGAAAAUGAACUUUCAACAAAGAUUAGAUAUUAUUCAAUCCAAAUUUAAAACAAAACUAGAUAUAGAAAAAAGAAAAUAUAAACAAUUAGAAAUGGAAAAUAGCAAACUUAUUUCUAAGUUGAAUGUUGAAGAAGAUAAAAGUAGUAUUUUGAAGAAAACUACUGAAAAAGCUCAUAUGGCAAAAGACUAUAGCUAUUUUAAAGAUGAACUUUCCAAAAAAGAUUAUGAAAUUCAAAAUAAAGAUAUGGAAAUAAAGCAUUUAAAACAGUGUGUAGAAUUAUUGAAAGCUUCUAGGCAAUAUCUUAAAGAUAAGUUAGAUCAAAUAGUUGUUACACUAGAACUAGAAUCUGUGAAUAAGGUACCAAAUACAAUGGAUAUGCAAAUACCUACUGAUGUAGAUAUUUUAAUUAGAUCAGGACUUUAUAAUGAGGAUGACCAACUUAUAAAAUUAUUAAAUGAUAAUCCUAAAUAA
Molecule: messenger RNA, 1740 nt
Organism: Cryptosporidium muris RN66
Lineage: Eukaryota; Apicomplexa; Conoidasida; Eucoccidiorida; Cryptosporidiidae
Exons: 1
Coding region: 1-1740 (579 amino acids)
Biological process (GO): interkinetic nuclear migration; centrosome cycle; positive regulation of centriole elongation
Cellular component (GO): centriole; centrosome
Source: RefSeq, a predicted model, not a curated record